AUGUGGGCGAAUGACAAAGGAACCGACCCAGUUGGCGGUGAAGUUGUUGGGGUCGGAGAUGAUGCCCUACUUCAAGGCUUGGAGAGUGAUGUAGGCAUUGUGGAGGCGGGGGUCCUCGAAGUAGAUGGAUGGGUAGACGGCAAUGCUCUCUCUGCGGUUGCCAAACUCGUCGAGGUAGCGGAGGAGGUGGCAAUGCUGGUGUAUUGGGUGGUGGCUCCAUGGGCGGUGGUGGACAGGAUGGUGAAGGAGGAGAAGAAGGUGAAGAAGAUGUCAAAUGAAUUUCGGAGGAACGCCGUCCUUUUACACAAUCUUUCUCCACGUGAGAUGGCAAAUAUUUCCGACGAGGAUGAUUUAGAUUUGGAAAGCCAGGUUAGAAUAAUGAACAAGCCAUCCAUCAAGACUUUUACGACUAAAGAAGGAGACACAAUUGACUGUGUUGAUAUCAACAAGCAACCAGCACUUGAUCAUCCCCUACUGAAGAAUCAUAAAGUUCAGAAAGAGCCGAAUCUACACGUGAGCUUGCGCAAAACUUCUCCGAUUGCAAAAUCGGUGGUUUCUCUAACAGACCUCAUGGUAGAAAAUAUUAAAUACGGAGGAGGUGGACGUGUGACGGUCUACAAUCUAACUACUACUCCUGAUCAAUUUACUUCACAUCAUGUGUGGAUUGAAUCUGGUCCCUCGGAGAAUGUUAGCAUGAUUAUAGCUGGUUGGAUGGUUGCUCCACCAUUAUUUGGCGAUACCAUUUCUCGGUUGUUCACGUAUUGGACGGGUGAUGGCUAUCGCAAUGGGUGCUAUAAUGCACUAUGUCCGGGUUUCGUCCAAGUGAGUAGGGAAGUAACCCCCGGUUUUAUAUUAAAACCUACUUCUACUUAUGGUGGAGAUCUAUAUGAGCUUGCAAUUGAUAUCGAACAGGAUCGAAAUACUGGGAAUUGGUGGUUGGUUGUGCUCGGGGCAAAGAUUAAAGUAGGCUACUGGCCAAAGGAACUAUUUUCAUAUUUGCGCGAUGGCUCACAAUACAUAGCUUGGGGAGGAAUUGGCUCAGCUGGAAGCGAUGGGAUCUGUCCCCCAAUGGGAAAUGGUCACAUGCCUUAUGAUAAUUUGAAGCAUGCUGCCAUCUUUCGACAACUCCAUUGGGUUCGAUCAGAUGGCAAAUCCCUACCUCCUUCGGAUAACACGAGGGAGUGGGUGGAUAGAUCCAAUGUUUAUGGUUUGGUGAACCAUCACCAUGUGAAACAAGAUCGAAGUGGCUAUGCCAUUAGUUUUGGAGGUCCGGGGGGUUAUUGCAGGGGAUAG
Messenger RNA from Syzygium oleosum, 1293 nucleotides. RefSeq lists its product as uncharacterized. The transcript has 9 exons. The coding region runs from base 1 to 1293 and encodes 430 amino acids. NCBI's taxonomy places the organism in Eukaryota, Viridiplantae, Streptophyta, Magnoliopsida, Myrtales, Myrtaceae. The record is from RefSeq and is a predicted model, not a curated record.